Molecule: messenger RNA, 5202 nt
Organism: Myotis myotis
Lineage: Eukaryota; Metazoa; Chordata; Mammalia; Chiroptera; Vespertilionidae
Gene: DUSP16
Product: dual specificity phosphatase 16
Exons: 8
Coding region: 625-2616 (663 amino acids)
Biological process (GO): negative regulation of MAPK cascade; protein dephosphorylation
Cellular component (GO): cytoplasm; nucleus
Molecular function (GO): MAP kinase tyrosine/serine/threonine phosphatase activity; protein tyrosine/threonine phosphatase activity
Source: RefSeq, a predicted model, not a curated record
CACGGCACAUUAGCCUCAACUGACUAUCCCAUUCUCUUUCCAGAUUGGAAGGGACACAGGAGCCAGGUCAGCUUCGGCAUCCCUGGCUUCUUACCUACCUGCAUCACCUCACCAGCACAGUCACCAGCGUGGGCAAGGAAAUCAAGAUCUUGAACCAAAAGGGAUGAGGAAACUAAGAUCUUAGACUAAGUGAUUUAUUCAAAUCUCAAAGCAAGUAAGAACUGCUAGAACUGGAGCCGAAGUCAUCUGAUUCAUUUCAGGCUUUUCAGCCCAGUGCCAAGCUGUUGGAGCGAGGGAGCAAAGGUAAAGAAUGACGUAAUGCACUGGCUGCCCCAAAGCAUCUUUUGUUGUGGGAUGGUUAUUCCAGUCAUCUCUUUAUGAAUCAAAUGUGAGGGGCUGCUUUGUGGACGGAGUCCUUUGCAAGAGCACAUCAACGGAAAGAGAAAGAGACAUUCACUUGGAGGGCUUUUGCUGAAAAUGGGUUUAACUCUCCUUUUGCCAGUUACCACCAGCCUGACCUCAUACAUGUUAGUACAAUGGAGUGGCUGAGCCUUUGAGCACACCACCAUUACAUCAUCGUGGCAAAUUAAAGGAGGAGGUGGGAAAAGAGGACUUACUGUUGCCAUGGCCCAUGAGAUGAUUGGGACUCAAAUUGUUACUGAGAGCUUGGUGGCUCUGCUGGAAAGUGGGACGGAAAAAGUGCUGCUAAUUGAUAGCCGGCCAUUUGUGGAAUACAAUACAUCCCACAUUUUGGAAGCCAUUAAUAUCAACUGUUCCAAGCUUAUGAAGCGAAGGUUGCAACAGGACAAAGUGUUAAUUACAGAACUCAUCCAGCAUUCAGCAAAACAUAAGGUCGACAUUGAUUGCAGUCAGAAGGUUGUAGUUUACGAUCAGAGCUCCCAAGAUGUUGCCUCUCUGUCUUCAGACUGUUUUCUCACUGUACUUCUGGGUAAACUGGAGAAGUGCUUCAGCUCCGUCCACCUGCUUGCAGGUGGGUUUGCUGAGUUCUCCCGUUGUUUCCCUGGCCUCUGUGAAGGAAAAUCCACUCUAGUUCCUACCUGUAUUUCUCAGCCGUGCUUACCGGUUGCCAACAUUGGGCCAACCCGAAUUCUUCCCAAUCUUUAUCUUGGCUGCCAGGGAGAUGUCCUCAACAAGGAGCUGAUGCAACAGAAUGGGAUUGGUUAUGUGUUAAACGCCAGCAAUACCUGCCCAAAGCCUGACUUCAUCCCCGAGUCGCACUUCCUGCGUGUGCCUGUGAAUGAUAGCUUUUGUGAGAAAAUUUUGCCCUGGUUGGACAAAUCUGUAGAUUUCAUUGAGAAAGCAAAAGCCUCUAAUGGCUGUGUCCUGGUGCACUGUUUGGCUGGGAUCUCUCGCUCCGCCACCAUUGCUAUUGCCUACAUCAUGAAGAGGAUGGACAUGUCCUUAGAUGAAGCUUACAGAUUUGUGAAAGAAAAAAGACCUACUAUAUCUCCAAACUUUAAUUUUCUGGGCCAACUCCUGGACUAUGAGAAGAAGAUUAAGAACCAGACUGGAGCAUCAGGGCCAAAGAGCAAACUCAAGCUGCUGCACUGGGAGAAGCCAGGUGAGCCUGUCCCUGUAGCCUCAGAGGCUGGACAGAGGAGCGAGGUGUCCCGCAGUCCACCCUGUGCCGGCUCUGCUACCUCAGAGGCAGCAGGACAAAAGCCUGUGCUUCCCGCCAGUGUGUCCAGCGUACAGCCAUCACUAUUGGAGGACAGCCCCCUGGUACAGGCGCUCAAUGGGCUCCACCUGUCCUCGGACAAGCUGGAAGACAGCAAUAAGCUCAAGCGUUCCUUCUCUCUGGAUAUCAAAUCAGUUUCGUACUCAGCCAGUGUGGCAGCAUCCUUGCAUGGGUUCCCUGCAUCAGAAGAUGCUCUGGACUACUACAAACCUUCCGCCACUCUGGAUGGGCCCAGCAAGCUGUGCCAGUUCUCUCCAGUUGAGGAAGUAUCGGAGCAGACUCCAGAAGCCAGCCCAGAUAAGGAGGAGGCCAGCGUCCCUAAGAAGCCACAGACUGCCAGGCCUGCAGACAGCCAGAGCAAGCGAUUGCAUUCAGUAAGAACCAGCAACAGUGGUGCCACCCAGAGGUCCUUCUUAUCUCCACUGCAUCGGAGUGGGAGCGUGGAGGACAACUACCACACCAACUUCCUUUUUGGCCUUUCCACCAGCCAGCAACACCUUGCAAAGUCUGCCGCUGGGCUGGGCCUCAAGGGUUGGCACUCAGAUAUCUUGGCUCCCCAGACCUCCACCCCUUCCUUGACCAAUAGCUGGUAUUUUGCCACGGAGUCCUCUCACUUCUACUCAGCCUCAGCCAUCUACGGAGGCAGUGCCAGUUACUCUGCCUACAGCUGCAGCCAGCUGCCCACGUGCAGUGACCAAGUCUAUUCCGUGCGCAGGCGGCAGAAGCCGAGUGACAGAGCCGACUCGCGGCGGAGCUGGCAUGAGGAGAGUCCCUUUGAAAAGCAGUUUAAACGCAGAAGCUGCCAGAUGGAAUUUGGAGAGAGCAUCAUGUCAGAGAACAGGUCGCGGGAAGAACUGGGGAAAGUGGGCAGCCAGUCUAGCUUCUCAGGCAGCAUGGAAAUCAUUGAGGUCUCCUGAGAAGAAAGACACUCGUGACUCUGUUGACAGUUUUUUUCUUGUUCACAAAAAAUAUUCCCUGUAAAUCUGAAAUAUAUAUAUGUACAUACAUAUAUAUUUUUGGGAAAUGGAGCUAUGGUGUAAAAGCAAAAGAUGGGUCAACACAAUUGUUCUCAGCAUCUGCAUCUGAGAGACCAGCUAAUAUUUCUCUCAACAAAAGUGGAAGGGCAGAUGCUAGCGUUCCCCGUAGACGGAUAAAGCAGUUAGUUAUAUGCAGUGAAUUGCACAUCUUCUCGUUCUUACGGAGUCACGUUGUAUUUGGUGUUGGAGGGCAGAGUCCCCUUCCGUUUUCAUGUUGUGCUACAAGAUGUCAAGUUCUAGUCCUUGUCCCGUCCUCCCGUAGUGCACCUUAGCGCUGAGACUGAGCCAGCUUGUGGGUCGGUGGGCAGGCCCUCCUAGGGACAGACCCUAAUGGUAAAUCCAAGAGAAAUGAUCACGUCCCAAGCUGAUUCACAGAUCCAAGCUCACUGCACAGCCGAGUGGCUCGCGCAUCAUUCUCCUGUUCAGACCAUUAGGGGCCUUGCCAAGAUCUACUUUAGACAAACCCAGUACCUCAGACAGAAAGUCGGGGCUUUCACCACUACCACGUCUGGGAGCCCGUCUUCUCGGCAUUGUGAAUAGGCAGGUAGCUAGUCACACUUUUCAGACCAAUUCCAACUGCACAGAUUUCCAGUUGGGCCUGGAUGGUGGUAGUUAAUAUUUUCUCUCCUUCUUCUCAGCUUUAUGAAGAGAAGGGAACCCAUCUAGGAUUCAGUGCAACAGCCAGGAAUCUGGCAGCAUAAUGAUUUAAGCUAAGUUGGGAGGCUAAACAAGUCUACCUCCCUCUUUAUAAAUCAAAGAACUGUUCAAAAUGGGGUUGGUACUCCUUUAAGGAAAGAUUAACUUGGUCCAAAGCCAGAUGUGAAUUCACUUGGCUUGGUAGCAGAGCAGCAGCACCUUCUGAUUCUCAGCCAGAGCAGGUGCUUUUCACUUGUUCCACUGCACGGGUACAUUUUGUGAAAGUGUGGCCUUUUAAGGGAAACUACCAAGAGGGAGAAAAACUAUAGAAAGAUUGAAGACGUUUGUACGGUUGCUGAGGAGAAGCAGGAAAUGUAUUUCUCAGUGGUUAUUUUCCCCCUUAGCAUGUGAGAAGGGUGGUAUUUCUAUAAUUCCCUUAGACUUUCAGAUUUACUAAUCGGGCCGAGGACGGCUUUAGUAAGCAAGGAAUGUUCAGAAUAAAACCAUAUAGGGAGGUGAGGAGAAAGUGGUUGAAUUUUGUUUCGUUGUGAGCUGAGUGGAAAGCCAUAGUCAAGCUAUUCUCAGAAAAUAUCCCCAACAUUUCUUUCGUAGAAGGGACCUACAGCAAUGGGUGGGACCAAGGUGCUUUCUCAGUCCUUGACCUACAAUCACUAUGGAAUCAAUCCUGGCAGCUGAAAGUAGGAGGCGCUGAGGACAAGUACACGAGUGAUAGUACAUCCCUGCUUUUAAACGUCCUGGCUUAGGUUUUUGUCAGCUGCAAUAUGGUCCUCCUUUGAAGCCUUAAUUCACGUCAGCAGCUUUUUGGGGAAGGGGGUGUGUUAUCAUUGUUCUUUACUGUAAGUGUAGCUACUUGCUGACUCAUAUCUCAGGUUUUUCUGUGUUUGAGAAAUGGACAGUCUUUUGACUAGGAUGUGACUUAGUGUUUCCUAUGGUGACUGCUAAAACCAGCAUAGAAUGACAUGAUUUAAAACUGACUUGAUCAUAACAAUUAACACGACUGUUUGUGCACAGAUAAUGUGCUAUGAUGUGGGUUUAAAAUGAAGGCAGGAGAAUAAAUUGCAUAGGGAGUGGGUGCAUUGUUACCAUAUUGAAAAAGUUCUGUUAAAUCAUCUGAGUUAGUUUUUCUUAUACUUUUACAUUUUGGGUGUAAUCAGACAUUCUCAAGGUUUUACACAGUAAUUUUUGAUGUGUUAUGUAUACACACACAGAUGUGUAACAGAGUUUGGUCACAACUGUUGAACAUUUUUAAGAAAUGAAAGCAAUAGUUCCAAUGUUAAGUAUGUUUCAGGAGGGUUAGGGCACUUGGUUUAGAUAUCUGGGCAGAAAUUUGCUGUCUAUCAUGGGAUUUCUCAUGACCAUGGUCCCCUUCCUUCUUGUGACUGUGAUGUAGUCAUACACUACAACCUUUAGUUCUUGAUCAUUAAUGUCAAAUCAUCAGUUCUUGGAAUCAAGACUACCAUGCUGAGGGGGCAGCCUGAGAGGCAGUCCUGGAGCUACGUGGGCGUCUGCAGACGGUGUGGUGGCGGGCUCUCCUCAGCAUAUGAUCCUCUGGAAGCCUGGAGUCUACUAGGAUGAUAAAGAACAGUGAUUUUAAAGAGCAAAACUAGACUAUGUGAGAAAUGCUGGGAAAUGGUUCAGGACAUUUGUAAAGUGAGGUGGAAAGACUGUAUAAAUGUUUAAUAUGAAUAUAGUGUUCUUUUGGAGUAAGGCAAGCUGUUGAAUGGUUAAAUUGUGCAUUUCUCAUGUUGAUGUGUCAUGUGUGUUAAUACGAUGAAAUAAAAUCAAAACUGGUACCUGUUUAUACAUAAA